Messenger RNA from Lachancea lanzarotensis, 1203 nucleotides. RefSeq names its product LALA0S10e06018g1_1. The transcript has a single exon. The record is from RefSeq and is a predicted model, not a curated record. NCBI's taxonomy places the organism in Eukaryota, Fungi, Ascomycota, Saccharomycetes, Saccharomycetales, Saccharomycetaceae. The coding region runs from base 1 to 1203 and encodes 400 amino acids. Gene Ontology annotation, biological process: regulation of peptide transport. Gene Ontology annotation, cellular component: membrane.
AUGGCUGGAACGGCCAAUAAAAAAUGGACGUUGGGCUUGAUUUUCCUUGGCAUUGUUGUUGUCCUUUGGAUUCUUUCAUCUUUUCUGAUAAACCUCAUUUUCGAAGACGGAUCCUACAGAAAACCGUUUUUCCUCACAUAUAUUAAUACGGCAUCGUUCGUAUUCUACCUCCUACCCACAUUCAAAGCAGUGUGCUCUAAUUACUGGAAAACUGGGAAGUUUCAAAUACAUCGUGAGCUUGUCAUUGAAGAAGAAGGACUGCGACCAUCUGACGAUGAAGAGGCUCACGUGCCCCUGCGAACACAUUCCGCAACUACCGAGCUAACGACUUCUACAUCGCCUCUGGUCCCUAAGGACAGCGACUCGGUUCUUGCAGAUGCAUUCACAGGUGCCAAACUUUCUUUGCCCGCCACGAUACAGCUCAGCGCCCAAUUUUGUAUUCUGUGGUUCCUGGCCAAUCUCGUCACAAACGCAUCUUUAUCCUACACGUCUGUGGCCUCCCAGACCAUCCUUUCAUCUACGUCGUCUUUCUUCACUCUCCUAGUUGGGUCCUUGUUUCACGUUGAAAGUAUUAACCGCAUCAAGAUCCUCGGCUCUUUGGUUUCCUUCGUGGGAAUUGUGCUGGUUACCAAGUCUGACGCUCAGAGCUCGGCUAAAACUGAUCAGGUUCAUUUGGCAAUUCCUUUUAGAUUUCACGACGACAAGUCCAACCCCGAUGCGUUUGUGACUUUUUGUGGGAAUUUACUAGCUCUUUCGGGCGCUCUCUGUUACGGUCUUUACUGUACACUUCUAAAGUGGCGUAUUAAGGAUGAAAGCAGGGUCAACAUGAAAAUCUUCUUCGGCUUCGUUGGCUUGCUCACCCUUGUUCUACUAUGGCCCACCAUCAUUUUCUUGCACGUCAUGGGUUGGGAAACCUUUGAAUUGCCAAAGACACCGAGAAUUGUGUCCAUUGUGGUUUUCAAUUGUUUGAUCACAUUCAUCAGCGAUUUUUGUUGGGCCAAAGCAAUGCUUUUGACUUCGCCCUUAACCGUUACCGUUGGUCUAAGUACGACCAUUCCUUUCGCUAUGAUGGGCGACUUCCUUUUCAAAGAUAGACCCAUGUCAUUCAUCUACUUGUUGGGUGCCGUUCUUAUAUGUGGCAGCUUUUUCAUUGUAAACAGGGAUUCAGAAGCAGAAGAAGAAUUCAAUCAUGAGACAACCUAA